AUGAAGAUUUUAGGUCAAGAAGAGAAAGAUGCCCAUCUACAACAUGUCUUAUCGGAAGGAGCAAAAGGCUUGGUGUAUGGGGCGAUUUUGUCAGGCGGGAUAUUCUCUUAUUUGAAAUACAAAAAGCCAGUUAGAUUCCAAACCUUCACCGCGUCGAUCAAAGCGGCCAUAUUGGCCAUGCCCACCAUUGCCGUGGCUGCGUUUUGGGCCGAUCAGGGUUCCUGGGAGUUUGACAAGAUGAUGCACCAGUCCGAUUAUCAGCAAGAACAGGUUAUGAAAGAAUAUCGCGAAUACAACCAGUUGUCGUUGUCAGACAAGAUAUUUACCCAGUUGAACAAGCACAAGUAUCAAAUCAUCAUCACUGCAUGGGCUGGGUCCUUGUACGGUUCAUGGGUCCUCGUCAACCGAGACAAGAUUAUGACCACCGCCCAAAAAGCCGUCCAGGCAAGAAUGUAUGCUCAAGGUAUCACCAUCAUUUUGCUACUCGGUACCAUUCUCUUGGCCAUGAGAGAAGAAGAAAUCAACAAGAAGAAACCCCAGCCUUUACCUGAAUGGAAACAGAUUAUCAUGGAAAGGGAAGCCGAUUUGAAAAGGGCCCAGGAAGAAGCUAAAAACGAAAUUAAAGCCGAUGUCAAGUCGUUUACUGAAGGCGCUGAUAAACUAAAGAAAGCUCCAUCUGCUAUAUUGGAAGAGCUUAGGAAGUAA
This is a messenger RNA of Lodderomyces beijingensis, 705 nucleotides long. The record is from the annotation of a GenBank genome assembly. NCBI's taxonomy places the organism in Eukaryota, Fungi, Ascomycota, Pichiomycetes, Serinales, Debaryomycetaceae.